GCUACAAUUCGUCUAAGCAAAUUAAUGUCGUAAGACAAUGUUUUGAUUAAUAGAAAUCCAUAAUUUAAUGUAGUCGAGGUUAACGACUUUCCAUGACGUCACCGGGUCGAAGAACUGAAUUCAGCGCAAGCAUCGCGUAUGGCAGUACAGAAAGUUGUUCUUUUCAGCCAUUGACAUCAACUGUCAUGUUCGAAAUGUGAAGAUUUGAAUUCGGGCGCCUGAUCACCAUGGAAGAAUCCAGUCAGCCGGCUUCCCAGUUCACCAGGGAGGACGUUAUGAAUUUACGAUUUCCUUACAAAUUGCGGAUACUAAUUGAGAAACCGAAUAAAGUGGUAAGUUGGGGUCGAGACGGAACCACAGUCUUGCUGGACUACGUCGCUCUCAAUGUUUACCUCUCGUCAUCCGGGUCGAUUUUUAAAUCCAAGACUGGCUACAAAUUCCUUCGACAAUUGACUUCCCACGGCUUCAAAAGACUCUCCUCGGAGCAUGAGGAUAAAAAGGAACUCAACCCGGACGGAGUGAUUUUGGAGUACCAACACGAGAGCUUCCAUCGAAAUCGUGAAGAUUUAGUUGGGAAGAUUCAGAAGGUAACUGGGGAGCAGAAACAAAUGCCAAAGUCAACAUGCCCAACUCUAAGCCAUGAACAGAAUCAGCGACCACAGGACCCGUGCCUGUGUAAGGUUCGGCCGCUGACACCGAUUGAGCGAGCCAGACUGCACUUGAGGAUUCUUCUACAAAUGCAGAACGAGAACUACAUGUUGAACAAGAAACUCUCGGAUUGCGAGCAGAAAUCGCCUUCGAGUGCAGUGUCUGUGAUUGAAUUGCCUGCGGAUGCGUUCGAGAAUCCUUUCGACAGCAUUUCACAAUUCGAGGAGAAUCCAGAGUAUGCGGGCUACUAUGGGAAUGCGACAACUGAGCAAAUCAAGCAAUUCUUUGAUGAAUAUUUGCCAAUUUACGCCCAAGCUAAUGGUGAAGAGUGGAACCUUUCCCUGUUAUUACAAUUCAGUGACUCACAUCCUUCUUCUCAAAACCCUCCCUGUCAAUUUCAUUCCCAUUCCAGUCAAAAGGAACCUCAACCCAAAUCAUUCUCGUCUUCAUCCUCCUUUUCCUAUGUUGUGCCCACUGAACCGAGCGAAGAUCUGGCAACUGAUCUGUCUUCGAACCUGUCCAACUUCCAAAUAAAAUACUCCGUCAAUUUGGAUACCACCAACGACAAUAAGGAAUACACUCUGAACAUUUUAGAAGAAACUUGCUCCCGCAUUGCCUCCUCAGAUUUGGCAGCAGAUGCAGCAAUGCCUUCGUAUAUCGACUGUGAGAACCCCACGGACGCCAGUGCCCGGGAUGAGGACAUCUCCAUGGAUGAAUAUUUGAAAUUCAAAACCAAUUCCGAGAAAACUGACGACGGAUAUGGUGAAGUGGCCGGAACUGUCGACGAUAUCAAACGUGAAAUCGUGGAUGAUAAUGUGAACUGUGAUACGCUGGAGAAAAUGGCGCAGAUGAGCAGCGGUGCCGACAUGGAGGACGAUAGCAGCGAGAAUAAUUUUAAGAAUUUCUUCAACCAAUACCGAGAGAGUAUUAAUUUGCUUUACGAUUGAGCUGUGCGUCAGUAUUAUCAAUUGAUUAAUGUUAAUCGUUUAUUAGAUAUUUAUGUCUCCGAUUUUUAUCACUUGUUGCCUUAUUUAUUGAUCUCAUUUUUUGAAAUGGUUCAUGUCUUGUUAAAUCAUGGAUAA
Molecule: messenger RNA, 1730 nt
Organism: Hermetia illucens (black soldier fly)
Lineage: Eukaryota; Metazoa; Arthropoda; Insecta; Diptera; Stratiomyidae
Exons: 3
Coding region: 228-1595 (455 amino acids)
Biological process (GO): regulation of DNA-templated transcription
Molecular function (GO): sequence-specific DNA binding; DNA-binding transcription factor activity
Source: RefSeq, a predicted model, not a curated record